This is a messenger RNA of Bubalus bubalis (water buffalo), 2938 nucleotides long. It is a transcript of the gene ALG2, whose product is annotated as ALG2 alpha-1,3/1,6-mannosyltransferase. NCBI's taxonomy places the organism in Eukaryota, Metazoa, Chordata, Mammalia, Artiodactyla, Bovidae. The record is from RefSeq and is a predicted model, not a curated record. Bases 149 to 1531 code for a protein of 460 amino acids. The transcript is spliced from 3 exons. Gene Ontology annotation, molecular function: GDP-Man:Man(1)GlcNAc(2)-PP-Dol alpha-1,3-mannosyltransferase activity; alpha-1,3-mannosyltransferase activity.
UACUAGACACCCACAGAUUCGCGCUGAUGUGGCCUAACCGACGCACGCGCCGCUAGGGCCAGCUGGGAAGCCGGAAUAAGGAGCGUGCGCGGAAGCCCUUAAGAGGGCUGGUGGCGCAGGCGUUCCGCGUAGGCGUGGCUUCCUGGCCAUGGCGGAGAAGCCGGGCCAAGAUGCGGACUCAGAUCCUAAGCCAACCGUGCUGUUCCUGCACCCGGACCUGGGCGUGGGCGGCGCCGAGCGACUGGUGCUCGACGCAGCGCUGGCGCUGCAGGCGCGCGGAUGUAGCGUGAAAAUCUGGACGGCGCACUACGACCCGGGCCACUGCUUCGCGGAGAGCCGUGAGCUGUCGGUGCACUGCGCCGGGGACUGGCUGCCUCGCAGCCUGGGCUGGGGCGGCCGUGGCGCCGCUGUCUGCGCCUACGUGCGCAUGAUCUUCCUGGCUCUCUACGUGCUGUUCCUUGGCGAUGAGGAGUUCGACGUGGUCGUGUGCGACCAGGUGAGGCGGCCGCGCCCGACCCUCGCGGUGCCCGUUUCCUCACUCCUGAGAGAUGCGCCCCCGUCCCCAACUCCAGGACCUCUGCUGACCUCUCUCGAUCUGUGGUUUGGAAAGGUGUCUGCCUGUAUCCCCGUGUUCAAGCUGGCCAGACGGCGUAAGAAAAUCCUGUUUUACUGUCACUUUCCAGAUCUGCUUCUCACCAGGAGAGAUUCUUUUAUUAAACGCCUAUACAGGGCCCCAAUUGACUGGGUAGAGGAAUAUACCACAGGCAUGGCAGACUGCAUCUUGGUCAACAGCCGCUUCACAGCUGCCAUUUUCAAGGAAACAUUCAAGUCCCUGUCUCACAUAGACCCUGCUGUCCUCUACCCAUCUCUGAAUAUCGUCAGCUUUGAUUCUGCUAUUCCUGAAAAGCUUGAUGACAUAGUCCCCCAGGGGAAAAAGUUCAUAUUCCUCUCCAUCAACAGAUAUGAAAGGAAGAAAAAUCUGACUUUGGCACUAGAAGCCCUUGUAAAGCUGCGUGGAAGAUUGGCAUCCCAAGAUUGGGACAAAGUUCAUCUGAUCAUUGCAGGUGGUUAUGAUGAGAGAGUCCUGGAGAACGUACAGCACUACCAGGAACUGAAGAAAAUGGUCCAGCAGUCUGACCUAGGUCAGUAUGUGACCUUCCUUCGGUCUUGCUCAGACAAACAGAAAAUCUCACUCCUCCGAGGCUGCACGUGUGUACUUUACACACCAAGCAAUGAGCACUUUGGCAUCGUUCCCUUGGAGGCCAUGUACAUGCAGUGCCCAGUCAUCGCUGUUAAUUCAGGUGGGCCCUUGGAGUCCGUCGUCCACAGUGUCACAGGAUUUCUGUGUGACCCUGACCCAGAACACUUCUCAGAAGCAAUAGAAAAGUUCAUCCAUGAACCUUCCUUAAAAGCCACAAUGGGACUGGCUGGAAGAAACCGGGUGAAAGAGAAGUUUUCCCCUGAAGCAUUUACCGAACAGCUUUACCAAUAUGUCACCAAACUGCUGAGCAGUCUUCUAAGGUGGAUGUGAUUGUCCCUCAUUUUGUACACAAGGAAGCUCAGAGAGAUGAAAGACGUACUGAAAGGCACAACUGAAACGUGAGUAGACCAAGAUUCGACCCCGAUUACCUGAUCCAUCCCGGAUAGCACUAUACCAGAAUUUCUCAGCCAACUCUCCUUUGACAGCCAUAAAUAUCAUAUGACCGUUAAUACUUCAUGAAAUUCAGAAUGAGUACAGCAUUCUCUGAUUCAAAGCAAAGCUGGGGGACAGGAUACUCUGUCUUCAGAUUAGUGCUCUGAACCUAAAAGAGAUACUGGCAUCCCACAUGCACCCCAUUGCCCUAUUGCCAACCCCGUGAGGAAUCCUGCUCAGUAGCCCUCACGGAGUAACACUGGAUCAUUCAAAGUCCCAGUGGAGUUAUCAGGGUCAUUUACUUUGACAAAGCAGAAAUUCAAGCUGAUGUAACUCAAAAGAUUUUGGGUUUUUUGGUUUUUUAAUAUUUUUUUAUUUAUUUGCUUGUGUCGGGUCUUAGUUUCAUGAUGCGGGAUAUUUCCUUACAAGGGCUCAGACUCACUAGUUGUGGGCUCCAGAGCACUUCAGCUUCGAUAGUUACAACAUGAACUUAGUCGUUCCACGGCACGUGGGCUCUUAGUUCCCCAACCAGGAAUUGAACCCAAAUCCUGUGCAUUGCAAGGCAGAUUCUCAACCACUGAACCACCAGAAAGGUCACUCAAAGGGUUUUAAGAGUUGGGUGUUUGAAAGAAUCCAUGCCAGAAAAUACUGUCAUGCCUGCCCCCUGCUCCCCAAGCCUAGGUGAACUGGAGAUGGGAGACAAAAGGUUCUUUCUCAUGCACUCUCUUUCAAAGAGGUGACUGUUUUCCUAUGUCAGCUCAUUCCCAUAUGCACGUGGAUGCAACUCUUGACCCCUAUUGCCCUUCAUGGGUCUCCACCAGUUGGCUCAGAUUCUGUACACACACACACACACACACACGCAAGUUGGAGGUGGGGGUCGAGGCAUGUACAUACAAAAGAUAUCCACUCGGUCAGCUAAGGGGGAGCAGUAUUGUGGUUCUUCCUGUUUGGAAAGGAUCUAAUGACUAAUGAUACUGAAGUCCUGUUUGGGAAGGCUUUAGAGUUGGCAGAGCUCUUUUUUUUUUUUUUGUAAGUUUAUUUAUUUUAAUUGGAAGCUAAUUAUAGAACAUGGAAAAAUAAGAUUUAAGAUGCUUAAUUAUAGAGUAUUUGUGUUCUUAAGAAUACUGUGUUUAUGGGGUUAGGUUGUGGCAGAGCUCUUUUCAGAAUCACUCCAGGUAAUUAUUGUAGCCAUGCUCACUGUGGAAAAGCUGAGGCUUACAGCUAUGAAGCCCUGGACCAGGUUGAGAAUUCUUUCAGUUGUACUAUGGAUGCCUCAUCAAUAAAUGCCUUGCCACCUUCUCACCA